GCGAUGCGCCUCAAGAGAGGAGCGAGCCUCUUUCGCGGCCGGUCCGACGUGCUUUUCCACCCUCGUCGACAGUCCUGCCGCGCCACCGAAACGUGCCACACAAUCGGCCGCGGCGACCGAUACCUGGAGGAUCUCGAUCGGAUCUCGAACCGCGUGUACUAUUUUCUCUCCUUCUAACCAAUCCCGAGGAAACCCGACGGAAGUGACUCUCUGACACGUGUGUCGCCAGCAAAUGCCACAAGCCCCCUUGCUCGAAAACUAAUCGACGCCGAUCGAACUGAAACGAACUCGAAACCCCCUUAAAUCACACUGAUCUCUCCGGGGACCAACGGAUCUACACACCCUAAUCUAUACCGCGAGGAAAAUCACAGCCGGAUAAAAACCGCAAUGAAUUUCGCUGAGCAGGACUACGACAGGUCGGCCAGGUCCCUGCCAUGCGAUGUCGUUGCAGAGACCCAGACUUCGACAUUUCAGGACCAUGUCCACCAUCUGCUUCGUGUGCAACCUGCCCAUCGUCAAGCCACAGGUGGGGCUGGAAUGGCAGGGAAAAAACGGCUGGGACGACUUUGUUCGGGAACAGGUGGAGGAGACCACUCUGAAGCAACGACUUGGAACCGGAAGACGCGACUCGGGUACGCAAAUCUCGCCGCCGAACGAGAGGAACGAAACGCCGACGACGCAGCGUCGCCGACGGUCAAGCUUGGCCCAGCUGACAGACAUUUUGAGAGAAUGGAGCGGCGGCGGCGGUUCGGGUAAAAGCAGCCGCGGGAAGCAGCUCUGUCGUCGCGAGACGCUCGCGGACAUCACGAAAUCGCUGCCGUGGUCCAGGCAGACGAUGGACGCGAGUCACCUAGAGAGGCUCCGUAAACGCAGGGAGAGUUCCGUGGACAGCGGGAUCAGGAGUCAGCCGUCCACGAAAUCGAGGAGAGAGUCGACGAUCAGCGACCUGAAGAACGACAUCGCGAGGUUGUGGAUGAAGCGAGGUUCGACGUCGCAGGUGCAGCCUUUCCCGAAGGUCAUUUCACCCACGCCUCGACGCGAGUCCAUGGAAUGGAAGAGUUCGCGACAAAGCUCCGGGGAGAGCUCAAGAUCCAGGAGGGACUCCGUUGUCACCGGGCAAACGCCUAGUCCAGGUGAACGGAAGCACAACUGCCGACACCACAGACGCAGACAAUCGCAGCAGUCCAUGGACGGCACUGUCGUCAUGCCAUCGAAGUAUGACAGACUCGAUCAAAGACCAAGCGCCUCCAGCACCGAUAGCACCGGCAGCAACGCUAUUAGGGAACACAUGGACCACAGGAGCUCGAUAGAUAAAGGCGACCGGUCGAGCAGCACCGAGAAGCCGCAUCCUAGUCUGAUGAUCGAAGGGAAAACGGUCACGUCGACGACCACGACCACAACCACCUCGACGUCGAUGAUCGACGGCAAGACUGCCGUGACGACGACCGUCGAAUCGAAGUCGACGGGAACAAUGAUGGUCACGACAGCCACGUCGACCACGUUGACCACGUUGACCCACCUAAACUUGGACGCGUCGAUCACUCCACCAGCGAUCGUGAUGUCCUCGGUGACGCCGCCGUCGAUCUCGCCGACAGUUGGCAGAAGCCUUCCGCUUCCGGGGGCCUCGACUUCCGGUGGCUCCAGCCCCGUUGGCUCGCCGAGCGUCAACACGCCCACGCAUCCUCUGCUCGGCACGAGAAGAGACUCGGCUACUCAGUGCUAUUACAAAGGAAAGGAGGGUUACCCGAGCAAAUCGUCGAGAUUAAUACGCCAGGCAGCCGCGAUAGACGAAUCGAUGCCACCCGCAGUACGACGUGGGAGCCAGCCGACGUUAUCGCCGGAUCCCGACGAAGGAGGACGAAGGGCUCGAAGGGAUUCACUGAGCCCAGAUUCCGCCUCUUAUCCGAGGCGGCGCGACUCCAAGAGCCAUCUGAGCCCAGACAGGAGCGUCGAUAAAAGGGAUCUCAGGAGGCAGUCGGCGUCCCUGGCCAGCCGGCCACCAAGGUCUGCUAGUAGGACACGCCGAUCGCCGGAUGCGUCGUCCUGUUCCUCGAGAGAGCCGAGUCCUUGCGCUCGGCAAUCGAGCAUCCAGCAGGCUCCGCUCGUCAGAAGGCAAUUGGUGACGAAUGAAAUUAUGAUAGCUCGUGGCUUCCGGCGGCAGAGCACCACGGAGGAGAUGAUUCGGUGUCGGAACUUCCGGAAACAGAGCUCGCAAAGCGACGAGGCGGUUCAACGAUUGCGAGGGCGAAGGGACAGUUCGGUACAAAUCACUGAUGGCACGUUUGAGUCGAUGACAUUUGAGAACUCGAGCACCGUUUUCGACAGUAGUACGCAAACUGACCGGUCGUCGUUGUACGACAACAAUCACUACCAUGAGGAAUGCCUAAAAUGUAACGUCUGCGGCCUGAAACUCACGGGACCGAAACAGAAACAGGCUAGACGGUUCAAGAACCAAAUACUUUGUGAUCUACACUUCGCUGACGUGACGCUGAUGGAGUGCUCGGACUUCAUGCAGCAGUUGCGCAGCUUCAAACCACAAAGUUUAGGCUGCGCAGUUGCGAGAAGAAAAUCAUCGAACACGCUGAUCUUCCCGUUGCCGCCUCAAGGGUGUAUAGAGGGGAAUUGCAAAGAGUUCCCUCACAACCUGGUGCCGACGCCCGGUUACUGGAUCGAGUGCUCGAAGCAACAGAUCCUGUCCGACGCGAUGUUGGACAGGAGCGAGAGCGGCGAACUGGACCCGGACGAGGACCUCCGACGGCAGGACAACAGCUAUUGUUUCUACGAGGAGCCGGAAGUGGCGGAGAGUGAGGUGAUAGAGGCGGACGACAUACCCCGGAAGAAGACCGCCAUCGAGGAGGAAUGGGAGAAGAACCAGGGCUUCGAGCUAACCUCGGUCGAGCAGGAAAGCUACGAGAAGUACUUCUACAACAAACAGCACUGGAAUUACUUCACCGACGACGAAGACCUCGGCCCGGUGAUACUUAGCAUUAAACAGGAGACGCUGAACAACCGGGAUCAGUUCAGGAUCCUCGUCAGGGCCAUCAGCUACACUGUUCACGGCCUGAUCCCUGCCAGCAGCGUCUUCGCCGAUCGAUACAAUCGAGAGGAGGUAGUUCGCAGCCUGGGCAAAGAGGUGAACCUGAAGCCAGCCCUGACUCUCGGCCAGCUACCGGACACCCAGGAGGAGCUGCUCAAGCUGGACCAAGUGUUCAUCAAGUCCGAGCUGAAGGUCGGCGUGAUUUACGUCCAGGAGGGUCAGUACACUGAAGAGCAGAUCCUCGAUAACAACGAGAACUCGCCGAUAUUCGAGGAGUUCCUGCAAAUCCUUGGCGACAAAGUUCGUUUGAAGGGCUUCGACAAGUACAAGGGCGGCCUGGACACCAUCCACGACCUGACCGGCUUGUAUUCGGUUUACACCAACUGGAGGAACAUCGAGAUCAUGUUCCACGUUUCCACGCUGUUGCCUUAUGAGAAGAACGACGCCCAGAAGCUGCAAAGAAAACGACACAUUGGCAACGACAUAGUGUGCGUCGUGUUCCUAGAGGCUGACAAUACUGCGUUCAGCCCGGCGUGCAUAAAAUCGCAUUUCUUGCACACGUUCAUCCUAGUGCGAGUCAGCCCGAGCAUAAAAGGGAAAAUCACUAGAUACGAGGUGUCUGUUGUGACGAGGGACGAGGUCGGAGCCUAUAAGCCCUACCUCUGGAUACAGAAUGUCUUCGAGAAAGGACCAAUGUUCCGCGAGUGGAUACUAACGAAGAUCGUGAACGGAGAAAGGGCGAGCUACUCGGCGCCGAAAUUCGCGAGAAUGCAGGAAAGGACGAGAGGUCAGAUGUUGGAGGACAUUGUGGCCAAUUUGGCUAACCAUGUGGAGACAGGACAAAUUCCGAGGCCGUAUAGGCGUGGUUCGUGGAGACCAAUCGGCCACAUGAGACCGUCCUCGCCGCUUUUAGACUCGGUCAGAGACCAAUUCGCGGAUUACGACCAGCUCGCUAAGGACUUCACGCGAGUGUUCUUGAACAAUCAAGAGAACGUGUCGUUGAACGCGAAUCUGUUCGAUGUGUCUUUCCUGGUGCCUACUCAGAAGAAUCAGAAAGUCAGAUUCAUUGGUGUCAGAGCCAUCCUGGCGGUAAGAAGCAGAGUGUUUCAACAAAUGCUGUAUGGAACUCGGGCCCGUUUCGGCAGUCCUCAGGUUCCAAUCGCUGAAUUGCUAGCCAGGCCAGCGCCCACCUUGCUCAGCCCGCAGAAACCGCGAAGUUCGAACUUCCUUCAAGUUCCCGACAUGGAAACGCCCAGACCUAAAAGUGUGCCGUCCUCGCCGAUUGUGAAGCGCUAUUUCUCGAGGCUGGAAACGCUCACCGCCGGCUGGGGAAGAAGCAUCCGGAAGCAUAGAAGCGGCAACACUCUGCAAAGCGAGGAUCGGAAACGCUGGGCCAGCUCCCAGGAUUGCAGCAACAAGGAAGCAAAAGAAAAGGAGAAACAUGCUCAGCAGCUAGCGGUGCCAAGGCUCAGCGUGUUCGCGGAUGCGGAGAAGGUGGACAGAGCGAAACUAGCACAAACGGAGUUCGACAUCCACGACUUCGAUCCAGAAACUUUCAGGAUCCUGCUGGAUUACCUGCAUACAGGCUCCUGCUCGCUGACCUGCAGCAACAUUUGCGGUCUGGCCUGCGCUGCGGAACACUACGAACUGUCGGAACUUCAGGACGCGUGUUUCCAUCACGCGAAACAGUUCCUGCGCAUCGACGUUGUCUGCGUGAUGCUCUGCACCCUGGAGAAAUACUGCUGGCGGUACUCGUCCGCCAUGAACCUGGUCAACAUGAUCCUGACGUUCAUCGAGACCAGAUCGUCCCAGUUGUUCAAGAACGAAGGAUUUCUCACGCUGAGCGAGGCAAUGGUACAGAUGAUCAUGGGCAGGGACCUCGACGUGGAAGAGAUCGUCAAGUUCGAGGCGAUGCUUAACUGGGCGAACAACAGGAUCAAGACCAAGACGAAGAUCGUCGACGAGAAGAUGGAGUUCAAGUGCAUUAUGGAGAGGCUCAGCAAGGAUCUCAAGCUCUACAGGAUAUCGCCGCAGGAGCUGAUUAGGAUCGUCCUGCCGUCACACGCGAUCAAGAACGAGAGGAUCCUCGAGACGCUGAUGUACCAGGCGAACACCGGGAUAUACAAGAAUGUGGACACCUAUUUGAAAACGUACGAGAAGAACGUGCAGAAUCAGGAGAGCUUCGACUGCGGGAUCUAAAUGAUUUGGCAAAUGGGAGAUGAACCAAUAAGUACCUGAGAAGUAGAUUCUUUGGAACUCGUGUUCCAAACGGAAAAAGAGGAUAUUUUGUCGAUCGCCCGUUGGUCCCAGCUCUUUGAUCAACGGAGGACACCUUUGGAGCGAGCAAUUGAGCCGAUUAAUUGCCCCGUGUCGAAGCGAACGUAGUUCUCGGCGGCUGUUUAUCAGAGAACAAAGUCAACGAUGCCUGACGAAGCUUCUUGAUCGUUAUUGUGAUCAGCUUUCACGUCUAUCGUGCGGCGUAGAAAAUGUCUAGCUCAUAAUAGAAAUCGUUCCCGGUCUCCCUCGGACUGAUCUCCCGCGGGAACGCUCGAGAAGCGGUCUUUCCUCGCGGAGUCAAAUGGCGGAGAUCGUCGAUCUUCGAUCGUUCCGGAAGUUCCAUCGAUCUUCGACGCUGGGAGGAGGAAAUGCACAAAUUUCAUAUCGUUCUAGGAAUAACGGUGAACUCAUCGAGCGAAGAAUGAGGCUUUGGGCAUUAGUGUCGAUUAGACGAGGCGGAUAAUUAGCGAAUGGCGCGGUCGUUCGAUCGCUGAAAGUAGUCUGGUCGUUCAUGGCCACGUUGCAGCCGUGCCAAGCCGAGGAACGCCAGCAAACAGGGACGAACGUCCUUCGUCCAGAGUGCGAUGACACGUCCGUGACGGAGACGAAGCAGUUUCGCCGGCGACGAGGCGCCGAACAUGACAAUCUGUAUCAUAAA
Molecule: messenger RNA, 5972 nt
Organism: Megalopta genalis
Lineage: Eukaryota; Metazoa; Arthropoda; Insecta; Hymenoptera; Halictidae
Gene: rsh
Product: Rap GTPase activating protein radish
Biological process (GO): regulation of small GTPase mediated signal transduction
Cellular component (GO): cytoplasm
Molecular function (GO): GTPase activator activity; protein binding
Source: RefSeq, a predicted model, not a curated record